CAACGCGAUUCAAGUAAUCAGCAGUCAUCCAAUGCUCAACGGGAUUCAUUCAAUUUAUCUGCCUCUGCCCAGCCCCAGCAAUCAACAACCCUGACAGAUUGCCCAAUUCUAGUCUGGAUGCUUGCUUUGAAUAGGGAAUACACAAAACAGGAAUAUGAUGCGUGUCACCAAGUCGUCAUCGAGUGCCUUCCCCACUUAACAAUAUCCUACGAUCCUAACAAUCCAGAUAGCUUUCGCAAACUCAUGCUCGGAAUGCUUCCCCUCCUCAUGAUGCGACAUCGACGCAUACCUCGCGCCAAGUGGACCGACAAGGUUUCUAGUGCUGGGAAACAUUGGAUCGAACAGACGCCCGAUGACAUGUCUCCGGAAAAAUUUAUACAUUCCAUGAUCGGAUACCACCUCACCGUCGACAACUCGCUUUGUGGAAUGGCGAUGACCCAAGGCACCAAGCGGAGAGUCGUCAACAUAGGUCUCGGCAUCAAGCAAUAUGCAGUCCAUCCGAAAGGUGCUUCAGUUGACGCUUAUGUUCAGUCACUUCAGCACAAACUGACGACCCUAGAAUUGUCCCAUAUUUCGGGGCAAGAGGAUGCGACAAAACUCCGCCGCCUUUGUAUCACUCUGGCCAUGAAGGACGCCUACAUCAAAGCUAUUGGUCAGCCUGUAGGGUUUGACUAUUCUCGUCUAGAAUUCGAUGUUGGGAAUAAGCGAGCUUUCGGCGACGGUCAUAUUCUCGGAGGCUGGGAGUUCCGAGUCUUCACCGCAAACCUCGGAGUUGCGAGAGGAACAAAGCUGGUACAAGAACAGUACGAGUGCGUCUGCGCAUUCUUCCGAGGAAGUCCAGAGUCCACCUUUAUUUGGCAUGAUACUCCCAAACAACUAGAGUCUUGGGUACAAUUCAUCAACAUUGACCAGAUGGUGAAAGUGCUCCCAAAAUUGUCCGCAUAACUUAACAUGACUUUCUGACCUCAAUUUCCUCUCUUACGCUUUGCUAUCUGUUGUGCUUAAUACCUUUAGCCAUAGUCCCGCCUCUUAUUCUCGACUAAUUGUACCAAGAUUGUAUGUAACGCUCACUUUGUAGAUCAAUCUCUAUACCCAUCUUCCACGACAAUAAAUGACCAAAAGAUGC
Messenger RNA from Laccaria bicolor S238N-H82, 1126 nucleotides. RefSeq lists its product as uncharacterized. NCBI's taxonomy places the organism in Eukaryota, Fungi, Basidiomycota, Agaricomycetes, Agaricales, Hydnangiaceae. Bases 118 to 945 code for a protein of 275 amino acids. Gene Ontology annotation, molecular function: magnesium ion binding; holo-[acyl-carrier-protein] synthase activity. Gene Ontology annotation, cellular component: cytosol. The record is from RefSeq and is a predicted model, not a curated record. The transcript has 5 exons.